Messenger RNA from Vidua macroura (Pin-tailed whydah), 1494 nucleotides. It is a transcript of the gene RAD23A, whose product is annotated as RAD23 homolog A, nucleotide excision repair protein. Gene Ontology annotation, cellular component: nucleoplasm; cytosol. Lineage: Eukaryota; Metazoa; Chordata; Aves; Passeriformes; Viduidae. Gene Ontology annotation, molecular function: proteasome binding; polyubiquitin modification-dependent protein binding; damaged DNA binding. The transcript has 8 exons. Gene Ontology annotation, biological process: nucleotide-excision repair; proteasome-mediated ubiquitin-dependent protein catabolic process. The record is from RefSeq and is a predicted model, not a curated record. Bases 99 to 1121 code for a protein of 340 amino acids.
CGGCGGAAGCGGCGGGGCCGCCUAAGAUGGCGGCGGCGUGAGUUGCAUGUUGUGGGGCCGCCGGGAGGAGCCGCCGCCGCCCCGUUCCCCGUCCCGCCAUGGCGGUGACCGUGACGCUGAAGACGCUGCAGCAGCAAACCUUCAAGAUCCGCAUGGAGCCGCACGAGACGGUGCGGGCGCUGAAGGAGAAGAUCGAGGCCGAGAAGGGCAGCGAGGCGUUCCCCGUGGCCGGGCAGAAGCUCAUCUACGCCGGCAAGAUCCUGAGCGACGACGUGCCCAUCCGCGAGUACCGCAUCGACGAGAAGAACUUCGUGGUGGUCAUGGUCACCAAGGCCAAGUCGGCGCUGGGCUCGGCAGCCCCCCGAGGCCGGAGCCCCCUCGGAGCCCCCCGCAGCCCCCCGGGGCCCCCCCCGGCCGCCGACGCUGCCCCUCCCCCCCCGGCCGCGCCCAGCGAGGAGACCCCGGCCCAGGACCCCCCUGCCCCCACCCUGGCUGAGCCCACAGCUGGCUCCGUUCCCCCCCCGGGCAGCUCCGGGCGCUCGGCCGACGCUGCCUCCACCCUCGUGACGGGCUCGGAGUACGAGACGAUGCUGUCCGAGAUCGUGUCCAUGGGCUACGAGCGGGAGCGCGUGGUGGCCGCGCUGAGGGCCAGCUACAACAACCCCCACCGCGCCGUGGAGUACCUGCUGACGGGCAUCCCCGGCAGCCCCGAGCCCGAGCGCCCCCCGGUGCAGGAGUCACGCCCCCCGGAGCAGCCCCCGCCCGAAGGUGAGAACCCGCUGGAGUUCCUGCGGGAGCAGCCGCAGUUCCAGAACAUGCGCCAGGUGAUCCAGCAGAACCCGGCGCUGCUCCCGGCGCUGCUGCAGCAGCUGGGCCAGGAGAACCCCCAGCUCCUCCAGCAAAUCAGCCAGCACCAGGAGCAGUUCAUCCAGAUGCUGAACGAGCCGCUGGGCGAGCUGGGCGAGCUGGAGGGGGAGGUGGGAGCCAUCGGGGACGAGUCCCCCCAGAUGAAUUACAUCCAGGUGACCCCGCAGGAGAAAGAAGCCAUAGAGAGGGUGAGUGGGGCCGCUUUGGGGUUUGGGGUUUUGGGGCGAGCACGAGGGAGAAACGCCGGUGUUUGAUCCCGGAGUUAACCCUGGCCGGCUGCAGGGUCGGAAUUAGCGCGCAGAGUUAAUUGACGCUGAUGGGAAAUGUUGUUUUUAGGGCCCAGAGUGAGCAGGAAAUGGGGAAUGGGGUUAUUAGGGUCAGGAGGGGCCAGCAGGGGGAUCCAGGGUUAAAAGGGACAGGUGAUGGAAUCAGGGGGAUCCAGGGUUAACGGGGUCAGAAUUGCCGUCAGUGGGAUCCAGGGUUAAUGGGGUCAGGAGAUGGAAUCAGUGGGAUCCAGGGUUAAUGGGAUCAGGAGAGGGAAUCAGUGGGAUCCAGGGUUAAUGGGAUCAGGAGAUGGAAUCAGGAGGAUCCAGGGUUAAUGGGAUCAGGAGAUGGAAUCAGGAGGAU